CACGGAAUUUCAGCUCAGCCAUGGCUCCCUGCUAGAUGCUCAAAGCGGCUGUUGUCGGAGCGCAUUAAAUCCACUCUCGCUCGCCGCUUCCCUCCCUGACCUUGCCUGCCUCCGGUUGGGUUUUCAAUAUUUUAUUCAGGAUUCCUGCGCUGUCUCCCCAUGGCUACAUCCGAUGGACUAGACGGCUGUCUGCAGCGAGGCAGAUCUCAAAGUGACCCGAACAUACUCACCGAACCGGGCAUCGAUCUGGCUCACGGCACAGUCGAGCUGGUGGACCAGCAGAGGGUGCUGAGGACGGGCUGCCUGGUGACCGGCGUGCACACUCCACCCAUCCGACGCAACAGCAAGCUGGCCACCCUGGGCCGCAUCUUCAAGCCCUGGAAAUGGAGGAAAAAGAAAAACGAGAAGCUCAAGCAGAGUUCUACAGAUGUAGCAUUAUCCAGCGGUCUUUUAUGCCACGAUCCAAACUCGCCCACCCAGGGUUGCUGCUCAGACGGUGCGGUCCUGCUGGGGGGGUUUGGCGGCCCCCUGAAUCAAAACCUCACUGUCAGCAGUGUGGAAUACCUUGGUCCUGAGGAGGAGCACCCCCCUUCAGUAGCCGCCCCUCUGCACGACUGUGAGCGAGUGGAGGAGAAUGUACCGCAGCAGGAGGAGGACGGAGACGAGGAGGUGCACCCUGCUGGGGAUUUACCGGAGGGCCUGCAGGACAUGGGGGAGCGGACGGAAGAGCGAGCGGAGGAGGAGAUUCCUCCAGGAACGUCUCCACCACAAGUACCUCCAAAACUCCUGCCCCAGCUGAGCAGCGGUGACGAUUCAGGCCCGGUGUCACUUCCUGCUCACCUGCCAAACUCCUACCUCCCCAAGGAGCCUCCGCCCAGGGCCACAGAGAGCAUGGCUUCGAUGACCCUGCCCCUCCGAGGGCCCCUGGCCAACUCCUCAGGCUCCCCACAUCUAGGCAAUAUGAUGCAUCCUCCAAUGCCCCCUAGCUGCAUCAUGGAGGAACUGCAGAGAGCCUUCGCUUCCAAGAACAGACAGGAGAGUGUCCAUGAGGGGUGUGAGCAGGGCUCGCCCCCGCGACUCUGGUGCUCCGACGGCCGGCUCUCGCGCUCCUGCAGCUCGGAGAACCAGCACACGUCUCCUUUCGGGGGCGGCUGCGUAGGAGGUGGGGGGUCCGACUGGCCCAAGAAGGAGGCGGAGGAGAACAAGGAGAACGUGCGGCUGGACCAGUGCUUCUCCAACACCUCAGGCCUCCCGACGGACCUGGACGGCUGGAACGAGUCCGUCAUCUCCGGCACACUUCCUCGCAGGCUAAGGAAGGAGUUGCUGGCUGUCAAACUACGAAAUCGACCCAGCAAGCAGGAGCUGGAGGACCGGAACAUCUUCCCAGCGAGGAGCGACCAGGAGCGCCAGGAAAUCCGCCAGCAGAUCGAGAUGAAACUGGCCAAGAGGCUGAGCCAGAGACCCAACGUGGAGGAGCUGGAGAGCCGGAACAUCCUGAAGCAGAGAAAUGACCAGACAGAGCAGGAGGAGAGGAGGGAGAUCAAACAGCGGCUCAACAGAAAGCUCAACCAGCGGCCCACGGUGGACGAACUCCGAGACAGAAAGAUCCUCAUCCGCUUCAGCGACUAUGUGGAGGUGGCCAAAGCUCAGGACUACGACAGGAGAGCAGACAAGCCGUGGACUCGCCUGUCAGCAGCAGACAAGGCUGCCAUCCGAAAAGAGCUGAACGAGUUCAAAAGCACGGAGAUGGAAGUGCACGCCUCCAGCAAACACCUAACGAGGUUCCACCGGCCAUGAAAGUGGGGGAAGUUUCUUCUGUGAAGAAAUGCUGAGCUGGGGAAUUUUCCUGAAGCUUCUGGAAGCCGCUGAGGCGGCGACCGUGUCCGAAGAGCCUGGAGCCUCGUCCGUCUUCGGCGCGUCUUUCUAAUUCUUCCAGCGCCCUCACGUCGGCGGCGCGAAGGCGCGGCUUUGGGAGAGGAGAUGAGGGGGGAAAUGUUUGCGGCGGCGCGUCCCGGUGACGACUGGAUGCCAAACGGAAGCCGGCUGUGCGGAAGAGACUUUGGCGGAGCCUCCGACUCUCAGGAAAAGAGCGGAGGGGGGAGAAGAAAAAAGAAAGAAAAAAAAAAGAGAACAAAACAAUCUUGUCAUUCAGUCAUCGUUGGUUUUUUUUGUACUAAUUCAUAGACUCCUUUGACAAGGCGGUGUGAAUCUGUGUCGUGGGAAGAAGUUGUGCAUGUGACCAGCUUCACCUUUUCUUAACUGAUGAAUAAUGUGACUGUGUAAAGACGGUGCAGUCGGGAGGAGUUUGAUAUCAACUGUACAUACAGUGUGUCAAUCAGAACGGGAUUGUCAAUGUCUUCACUGAAAAGAGGAAUACCUUUGUAAGCUCCACUUGUCUUCAAAAUACAAGGUCUUUUUUAA
Salarias fasciatus (jewelled blenny) is the source of this 2421-nucleotide messenger RNA. RefSeq names its product phosphatase and actin regulator 3a (gene phactr3a). Gene Ontology annotation, molecular function: actin binding. The record is from RefSeq and is a predicted model, not a curated record. Bases 160 to 1797 code for a protein of 545 amino acids. The transcript is spliced from 12 exons. Lineage: Eukaryota; Metazoa; Chordata; Actinopteri; Blenniiformes; Blenniidae. Gene Ontology annotation, biological process: actin cytoskeleton organization.